This is a messenger RNA of Bacidia gigantensis, 1317 nucleotides long. RefSeq lists its product as uncharacterized. The record is from RefSeq and is a predicted model, not a curated record. The coding region runs from base 1 to 1317 and encodes 438 amino acids. NCBI's taxonomy places the organism in Eukaryota, Fungi, Ascomycota, Lecanoromycetes, Lecanorales, Ramalinaceae. The transcript has 2 exons.
AUGGCAGCCCUGUCUUCAGAGACCACCAACGCCAUGGUUCAAGCCAUGGACGAAGUGACCUCUGACCCCAACAAGAUCCCAGGUUGUGUCUUCGUCGCUGUCGACAAGGCCGGGAAGACGCUCUUUCAGCACGCGAGCGGCGUGCGUGGCACCGAUACCGCAGAGCCCAUGACACUGGACACAGUUUUUUGGAUCGCGUCAUGCACGAAAAUGAUAGGCGGCAUAGCAGCUAUGCAGUUGGUGGAGAAGGGUAUACUUCGCCUUGAUGAUGCCGAUCUAGUAGAGCGUAUAGCCCCGGAGCUGGUCCACAUCAAAAUCCUUAAAGGCUUCGAUGACACAGGCCGCCCGCAGCUAGUGGACAAGAAGAAUAGGAUUACGAUGCGCAUGCUUCUGAGCCAUACCGCUGGCUUCGAAUACACUUUCUUUAAUGAAAAGGUUCGCCUUUUCGGCAAGCCUGUUGGAAUCGACGAAGUCAACGCAGAUGCCCAUGGUAUAUUGUCGCAACCACUCUUGUACGAGCCAGGGACCGACUGGAGCUAUGGCGUCGGCAUCGAUUGGGUCGGUAUCAUCAUCGAACGUCUGACCAAAAUACCUUUGAACACGUAUUUUCAGACUCACAUUUUCGCUCCACUGGGGUUGCAUCACAUUACCAUGCUACCGACUCCGCAAAUGAUUUCGCAGCUCGCACACAUGCAUCAAAAAUCGCCCGGCCAGCCUCUGCGCGCACGCGAUCAUCCAUAUCGGCUACCUUUGACAGCGCCGCCGCAAGAGCAGCAUCGUCUCUUCAAUUCCGCUGGCGCCGGCUGCUUCGCUCGCCCUACGGACUACGCGGUAAUCAUAUCCGCCCUGCUGAAUAAUGGUACCCUGGCGACUACUGGGCAAUCGAUUCUUUCCAAGGCAUCCAUUGAUGAGAUGUUCAAGAACCAAGUCCCUAAUUUUCCUAAUCUUGGCCGUAAGGGUAUCAAGACGGCUAAGCCGCCUUUCACAAAUGAUAUUCCAGACUUUUAUCCGCAGAUUGCUGAAGGAGGUGAGAGCAAGCCACAAGGAUGGGGCUUGACAUUCAUGUUGCUAUUGGAGAGUCAUCCACCCACAGGUAGAUCGGCAGGUACUGCGUGGUGGGCUGGUCUGCCAAAUUUGUUUUGGUGGGCAGAUCGUGAGACGGGAGUUGGAGGAUUGAUAGCCACUCAAAUUUUGCCAUUCUGUGAUCUCGACGUUAUUAUGUUGAGGGAUAAGCUUGAGAAAUUAGUCUACGACGGGCUCAGCUCUGAGGGAAAAGAUGACGGGUACCAGCAAAAAAUCAUGGCGACAAGAGCUUGA